AAUAAAAAAAAAUAAAAAAAAAAUAAAAAAAAUUACUAGGUAAAUCCUGUUAUAUUCCUCCCUUCAAAGUUACUUUCUUUUGAAAAAAAAAAAAGCUUUCCCCUUUUGCUGCAAAACCUUAAUUUUACUUUGAUCUCUCUAAUUUGUAGCUAAUUCAUCACCAUGGCCAAAAGCUCAUUCAAAUUGGAACACCCUCUUGAGAGGCGACAGGCUGAAGCUGCUCGUAUCAGGGAGAAGUACCCUGAUAGAAUACCGGUUAUUGUGGAGAAGGCUGAAAGAAGUGACAUUCCUGACAUUGACAAGAAAAAGUACUUGGUUCCUGCUGAUCUAACUGUGGGGCAAUUUGUGUACGUUGUUCGUAAGAGAAUAAAGCUUAGUGCUGAGAAGGCUAUUUUCAUCUUUGUGAAAAAUAUCCUUCCUCCCACAGCUGCCAUGAUGUCCGCCAUUUAUGAGGAACACAAAGACGAGGACGGCUUCCUGUACAUGACCUACAGUGGAGAGAAUACAUUUGGAUCCUUCUAAAAAUGCAGUAAAACUGAUGUUACAUUUUCAAAAAAAAAAAAUGCAGUAAAACUGCGCUAUAUGUAAAUAAGUCUUAGAGAACACUUGUAAAUUCGUACUAUCUUGUGCUAUCUUCCUUCCAAAAGAUAGAAUCUUCUAUCCGCUGCCUACUUGUUUAACUUCGGUUAACGGUUACUGGUCUGCUGCUGUGCCA
Messenger RNA from Lycium barbarum (goji berry), 715 nucleotides. RefSeq names its product autophagy-related protein 8C-like. Gene Ontology annotation, biological process: cellular response to nitrogen starvation. Bases 163 to 522 code for a protein of 119 amino acids. The transcript has 5 exons. The record is from RefSeq and is a predicted model, not a curated record. Lineage: Eukaryota; Viridiplantae; Streptophyta; Magnoliopsida; Solanales; Solanaceae.